GAAGAAAUCAAUUGCGGAUUAUAUUUAUAUCGUGUAAAUAAUAUACUCAAGCUCUGUUAUUUUUGGUGAACUAUUUUUGUCCGCUCUAGAUUCGGUGCAUUGAAAUAUAUUUUGACAUAUAGGAAAGAAUGUAUGCCUGCAAGACUUCGUCGGGGAUGAUGUGAAUGAUGUGAUGAUCAUGUCGAGCAUGAUGGGUGAUGCUAUGUUAAGAGAACGUCUGCCCGCCUUAUGGCGGCGGAUAGAGGACGCGCAUUACAGCUAUUUGGAGGUAGACGACAGCCCCGAGAAGUUACUGCAGAAGAAAAAGUUAGAAGGCUAUAUCCUUGAAUACCUUACGCUGGUGCCUCAUGAGUGUAAGUUUGGACUAGCAGAGGCUGCUAAGAUCUUCCAACGUACUAUAGACGAGUUGCCCGAUUACAGCGCGUAUCGUGCUAGUAUAGGCUGGGCGGCCAUCGCCAGAUACGCCGGCAACCUGCUGGCACAACCAUGGAGGAAGGAGUAUAAGGAAAUACGGCUGUACUCCGGUUUCUACAAGCACGAGGUCGAGUCUAACCUGGUGUGUGCCGAGAGCCUUCUACAUAUCCUGGGCUAUAGACCAUCUGGUCCGGGAAAACUCGCGCUCGACGGGCCCGUGUGCCCGGACAUGGCCGCUGCCAUAUCGAGGGACGCCAUCAUCGCUUACUGCGAGUGUCAGAUAAUGUCUGAGAUCUGGGAGAGCGUGUGGUCUAACGGCGGCAGAGUGUCGUGGGCGGCGGUGUCACGGGAGCGAAUUGCACGAGCUUCAUCACCUUCCUCCGCGGCAGCGAGACUAGCCGGGUGCGGGGAAGCUGAAAUCUACUCAAAUUUACCAGCGACAUCAGACCAAAGGAGGAUAGAAGCUGAUCACACGUCAUAUCAGAUGCCCCCGCCGUGUUACUGUGCGGACCAGGUCGAAGAACCGGUGCAACCCAUAAUAAACCCCUACCUUAUACCCAAAAUGCCGCCUAUGAUGUACGAACUGCCGCCCAUGCAGUGCAAUCCAGUGCCCAUUAUGACCCCGUACGGCGUCCCGUAUUAUUACCCCGUGCAAACGCCGUACAUGAUACCCACGCCGGUUUACGCGCCAAUAAAACACGCGACAAAUAUACCGGUCAAUGGUUAUCCGCCGAUAUAUCUGGAUAUGCCAGCUGUGCCCACCGCGCAGCUGAUUGAGCUGGACGGAGCUUCGGUUUACGAGAACGGUAAAUUUGGACGGCAGGAUGAUAGGGGCCAUAAGAGGAAUAGACAGGCCGAGUCGAAACGUACAUCGAAAUCCGGGUUCAGUGACGUCUCCCUGCCCAGUCUGCCGCGAUCUGACACUCAGCCGGCGUUGAGUAAGGCGAAGGAAGACGGCAUGGGCACUUACGAGAGUUGGGACUAUGUUUUUCGGAAUCUAUCUAGCAAGGAACGCCAUGGAGAUAGCAGAAGUGGGUUUUCUCAAUCGCUGGACAGAGAUUCAAGGACGCUCGAUAGGUUGGACAGAGAAGAGAGGAGAUCUAAAUACCAACCUACCACCCUAGACUUAGAAGACGGGCUCCAAGCUUUAAACUUGGAUAGAUCGUAUGACGAAGACGCGUAUCGGACGGCUAAGGUGAACGAGAAUUUAAUGAGGCUGAAGCAGGAGCAGGAGUUAAAAAAAUCAAAGCAGAUGAAGAAGCAAACAGAAGAUAAACGACCGAAAAAAACCCUAGAACCCGUUGGCAACCCUAAGGCUGAUGGUCUCAUCACACCGAAGGUUGCACCGGAUAAGGUUAAACUGCUGACCAAAAAGGAGAUUAAGGAUAGGAAGGACGUCAUCAAGCAGCAAAACUCAAACCUCGAGUCAUCAUCAAGUGUGGCCGAUGUCAAGAGAGUCAAGAAAGUAUCCAAGCUCAUACCGUCUGAUGCUGAUAAAAAAAUUAAACCUUUAGAAAAUGGCCUCCAUAAGGCACAGAGCUCUAAAACUAAUACAGUCGCAAAUCAAUCAAACCACGAUUUGAAAGCACAACUGGUCGUCUCGCUCGACGAACCCGAUUACAAGCGAACACCGAAACAGAACGGCGAACGCGAACGAACACCGAACCGAACGGACGAGGGGACUGACACCAGGAGAGACAAAUGGGAGUGUAAUACAUGCACAUACCUCAAUAAGAACGCGGCUGUAGCGUGCGAGAUGUGCGGGAAGUCGAAAAAGGGACCGGAAAUCGAACCACUGACUUCCGGUGGCAGGGAAUGUCCAGCCUGUACUCUGGUCAACAAACGGGAAGCCAGAAUAUGCGACGCUUGCGGCACGAGUCUAGACCAUUGUCCUACAUACAUAUAAUCUGGACCAAAUACGACAAGUUAUGUAGUGUCGGCAAAAGUAGAGACUCGGUGGUGAUAGACAGGGUUAGAAUUGUUAUAUUUUGUGUGCUUGGCUUGAGAUUAUAUUUUACUGUAUAAUAAAAUUGACUAUAUAAUGAAAUGCAAAUAAUAUGUAGGCCUACGUCAUCUCAGCUAACAUUAUGUAUUAGUCACUAACUAUUUAUAUUAACGAGAUCUAAGAUUUAUUGGUCACAUAUUUUGAAACGCGUUGAUUAAAUUAAAGCUAUUUAUAAAUACUGGAAGGAUGAGUAUUAAAAUUGUGUUAUGUUCAAUAGUUUAUAUAGUCUAUGGUGUGAAAAAAAAAAUAGUCGAUUUGUCUAUGGCAAACACAUAGCGGAUUGAUCCUAUUUUACUUUACUAUUGUUGUUUUAUGGCAUGGAAGUUUAAUGUUGUUUUAACUAGCUUCCGUAACUAAUAUACGCAUUUGUUACUUGACAGGAUUUGUCUCAUGUUUGUAUUGAAAAUGUGCUGUUAUGUUAUUGUUUACAACUGACAGUUAGUUUCUGUGUAACAUCAGAUCUAUGGUAAGUCUGAGUCUGUGAACUAUUGACAGCGAAUCAUAUAUAUAUAUAUAUGUGUUAAUUUUAUUGAAACUUAUUUAUAACUGCAUUUUCAACCUCCUUUUGUGUAUUUAUUCAUAUAAAAACGUUAUAAUUUAAUUUAUUUGUUACAUGUAAAUAAUAAAUUUUAUCUUAAAACUUUUUUUUUUAAUGUAAUAACAGGGUGUUUUAUAUUUUUAUUUUUUUAUAAAGGAAAAAGAGAGUUCCGUUGCGUUAAUUUAUACUGUUUGGUUUCAAUCGAAAAUUGUGUUUUUUUUAUAUUAGAAAGAAAUGAUGGAAAUGCUUUAAAGAUAGUUUAUAUUAAAAAAAAAAAAACUUUUUUAUUAUAAUAAAUUAUAUACAUGUAUAUAGCUGUUAGAUAUUGUAAAUAAUAGAUUUUACCGUAUUUAUACAUGGUUACUAUGUAAAGAAGAUAUUAGCUUAUUGUUGUUUUCGAAAUUAAAUAAUAUUGUAACGCACUGGGAUAGGAUCGUACUGGGGAUACUAACGAAUCUGGGUCAGUCAUCACUGACUGGAAUUUUGAUUUAAUUUUAUCUUACAAUAAACUAUAUCGUCUAUUAAUAUUAGCGCCAUCUAUUGUAAAAAAAAUAAUAUGUGUAGUUACUUGUAAAAUAUCGAGAACGAUUCUAUACUCUGUUAACGGUGUGUUUCAUGCUUUAUAAAUUUAAAAAUUAAAAUUAAUGAAAUAUGUAUAAUUAAUAGAAUUCAUAGUAUAUUUGGAUAACGCACUAGAGACGUGUAUUUUUCUAAAAUUUAGAUUCCGAGAUGGUUUUGUAAUAUUGUGCUUUAGUUUGUUUUAUGCUUUUAUUUGAUGAAACCGAUUUAAGAUUUUCAUGAAAAAAUGUUGUGUAAAAGAAGAAUAAAUAACGUAUCAUCGUUUUA
This is a messenger RNA of Danaus plexippus (monarch butterfly), 3803 nucleotides long. RefSeq lists its product as uncharacterized. The record is from RefSeq and is a predicted model, not a curated record. Gene Ontology annotation, cellular component: cytoplasm. Lineage: Eukaryota; Metazoa; Arthropoda; Insecta; Lepidoptera; Nymphalidae. The transcript is spliced from 7 exons. The coding region runs from base 173 to 2320 and encodes 715 amino acids.